UUGUUCAACUCCAGGAUUUCCCUAAUUCCCAAAGGUGCUUUGGCAGGAGCCACCUAACUAGGUUCCUCAGCCUUUAGUCCUCACACCCAACAAUCCAUAUUAUUGCUAAACCCCUACUUGAGCACAAGAUUUUCCCACUUAAAAAUGUCCAAUGGCUCCUAGUUCUAUUAUAUCUGAAAUCUUCAAUAUGACAAUAAGAUUGUUCACAAAAUGGCACCUUCCCUCCCAUCUCCAGUGAAUCCUUGCAUCAACUCCAUAUGCUGAGCUCCUUUGCCUUGUUCACAGCAGAUUUUGUCACCUCAAUGCCUUUGCUUAUGCCAUAAACCUCCUGAAAUGCCUGUUUCCCCACCAAUUCUCUCAUAAACUCCUACCCAUCUUCCAAGACCAAGUUCAAAUAUCAUAGACCGUGGUGUGUCAGCCAAAUGAAUUCAUGCCUGACAGUGCCAUUGUUGGGGACGUGCUUGUGUUAACCAAACCCUUAGGAACCCAAGUUGCCGUCAAUGCUCACCAAUGGCUUGAUAAUCCUGAAAGGUGGAAUAAAGUAAAGAUGGUGGUCUCCAGAGAAGAGGUAGAGCUGGCCUAUCAGGAAGCUAUGUUCAACAUGGCUACCCUAAACAGAAUUGCUGCUGGAUUAAUGCACACAUUUAAUGCCCAUGCAGCCACAGAUAUCACAGGCUUUGGCAUUCUAGGACACUCUCAGAACCUAGCAAAACAACAAAGAAAUGAAGUGUCCUUUGUCAUUCAUAAUCUGCCAAUCAUUGCCAAGAUGGCUGCCAUCAGCAAGGCCAGUGGGAGGUUUGGGCUCCUUCAAGGAACCUCAGUUGAAACUUCUGGGGGAAUACUAAUUUGUCUGCCAAGAGAACAAGCGGCUCGCUUUUGUUCUGAAAUCAAAUCUUCCAAGUAUGGAGAAGGUUACCAAACAUGGAUUGUUGGCAUUGUGGAAAAGGGGAAUCGGACUGCUUGGAUCAUUGACAAGCCUCGAGUUAUUGAGGUCCUACCUCGCGGGGCUACUGCUACUGCUUUUGCUCCUGACAGUUCAAAUGCCUCCUCUGAGUCUAGCUUGUGAGAUGAAGUAGCAGAAGCUGUGUGGAGCUUAGAGCCUUUGUACACAAUCAUGAAUGAUUCUCAAGAGUUGAUUUUAAGAAAUUUACAAAGAAGGCAGACUGCAUAAAGGUUCCAGCUGCCCUUUCUAAUUGAAUUAGCCCAUCAAAAGCUGUUUGUAUGUACAUUCCAAGGCCAGAGGUAACAUUUUAACUUUGGGGGGAUGUUUGUUCAUCUUGAGUAGAAAAGGAGCAGAAAAACUUCUGUUUCCUCUCUCCAGAAUAAGAUAACACUUUUUGGGUUUGAGGGAUUUUUCUUUGCAUUAGGUUGAUUCAUUAACUGCAUAGGGAGUGAGAUUAUUAAAAAUACACAAAAAGUAAAUUGCAAAAUGAAAAAAUUCAGAUCAGAAACAAAUGGGUUUGGACCAAUGCUGUUGAUAAAUCUAAAUUGUUCAAAGAGAUCUUACAAUGCUAUGUUAAAUUCUUUAUUAGAUUUUUCUUAAGUACUCUUUCCUGCUCUGGACAAGAAUUGAGCAGCUUGUCCAGUGACUGGGAAAGGAGGACUGCCACCAUUUGAUUUGGUCUCUGUUCAUGAUGUCUCUCCGACUAAACCCCAUUAAGGACUAGGAGAGGCAGAGCAAGUCCCAGAGCCUAGGCCUUGGUGGUCAUUAAGAUGUUAAAUCUUGUGUUGAAAAUUCCUGGUGAUUUAAUAAAGAAUAACUUCUAGCUAAAUAAAUAAAAAGGGAAUUCGUUGAAAAAACAAACAAACAAAAAAAAAAUAUCAUAGACCCCCCCUAACAUUUUUACAGUUACCCAUCUCAUCAAAAAUAGGAUUAAUGCUUCCUCAUCUUUAUUUCUGCAGUACCUUGUACGUUUUAUAGAAACUGUCAUUGCUAGAAUCUGUCAAUUUAUAUGUCUACCACCAUUUUGUAAUGUGUCAUCCCUAUAUUCUCUACAUUAUAUUGUCAGUACCUAGCUAAGUUCCAGGCACAUAGUAAACAUUCAAAAUAAGAGUGGGUACAAGAGCUAUAGUACACUUUCAGAAUAUUCUAAGAACCAGCUGCAGAUCAUGAGAAAUGUUUGACUCCUGGAGAAGCAACUGAAGGAGAAUUAUCUUGGCCAACCCCAGGCAAAGACACAAUUUCCCAUGGUUACACACCAGGUGAUACUAAACCUUCAGGAAGUUGCUGUCUCUAAUACCAACUGGAUGUAGAUUUCUGUCCUUCUACAUUCUGGUCUAUAAUGCCUUCAUUAACUCCCUCUAGGGUGGCUGAUAUUUUUAAAGAAAAUAUGAGUGAAAGCCUUUCAAAUAGCAAUGGAUAAUAGUGAGGCUUAUUGAAAUACAUAAAAAUACUUCCGAGCCAUGUCCCUACAUAUGAAUAUUAUUUUCAUGAAAAGUAAAAUUCUGCCUCAAAAUGUUCGCACUUACAUCUCCCUCUGCCCAGAACAUUCUCUCUACUUUACUCUGUCACUUAUUCCAAUCUCUGAUCAAACAUCCCUUCAUCAGCAAUCCUUUCCUUGGCCACUUAGUCUAAAAGGGCAACCCCAGCACCUAUCCCUCUUCCCACACAUACCACCUCCUGGCAUAUAUUUAUGUAUUAUCUGUCUCACUCUACAAAAACUUUCAUCCAGUAUUUUUUAUUACUGAAUAGCUCUGAACAGUGGCAAAUAACAAGGACUUGAUAAAUACUAUUUUAUAAUGAAUGACACAAUGAAUUGGUUUCCUAGAAGGAAUUUCUGAUACUUUACCUGAAAGCUUUCAGUCUUGUAUUAUGAACUGCAAAGAUGAAAUAAACGUGCACUUGUCUAUGGGAUUUUAGGUUAGAUUUAGAGAGGUUACAUGUUUAAAAAUUGGCUUUGAUCACUUUUAGUUUUUAAUCCAAAGUGGUGCAAACCCUAAGUUAAAUUCUCCUGUUACCAUACUGACAAAGCCACACUGCAAUGAACUAUCACAGUACCAUCAUGUUCGGUCCAUCUACAAGAAAGAAAACACUGUCUUAAAUGGAUUCAAAUAAACUGUGAACUACCUUUCUUAGACAAAAUAAAGAAUAGACAUUUUUGUGUAUUCAAGUUCAGCAUUUUUAUGUGCCUUCUUCUAAACUUGGCUAUAACUAAUUAUGCGGUUGUUUGUGAUGUUUUGUCUAAGUGCACAAUUAUAAACAAGUCUAAGUAAAUUUUUAGUAUUCAAAUUAUUAUUGGAUUUAUAGUUAAAUAAUUUCUAACAAAAUUCUUCCAAGAAAUUAUAAAAUGAUUUUUAAAGCAUCUCUAGU
This is a messenger RNA of Nycticebus coucang (slow loris), 3310 nucleotides long. RefSeq names its product selenide, water dikinase 2-like. Lineage: Eukaryota; Metazoa; Chordata; Mammalia; Primates; Lorisidae. Gene Ontology annotation, biological process: L-selenocysteine biosynthetic process. Bases 431 to 1066 code for a protein of 211 amino acids. Gene Ontology annotation, molecular function: selenide, water dikinase activity; ATP binding. The record is from RefSeq and is a predicted model, not a curated record. The transcript has a single exon. Gene Ontology annotation, cellular component: cytoplasm.